Molecule: messenger RNA, 2932 nt
Organism: Humulus lupulus (European hop)
Lineage: Eukaryota; Viridiplantae; Streptophyta; Magnoliopsida; Rosales; Cannabaceae
Product: receptor-like protein 6
Exons: 1
Coding region: 326-2932 (868 amino acids)
Molecular function (GO): protein binding
Source: RefSeq, a predicted model, not a curated record
AAAUAGUUUUUUGUAGAACUCACCUACUGCUUUCUAGUUAAAUAGCCAAACAAGCUCUAGUCUCUAUGCAUUUCCCAUGCUUUUAUCAUUCCAUCAACAUAUUUUAUCUCACGUGUAUAUAAUAUAUAUAUCACAUGUGUAACCCAUUAAUUUGUAUCCAUGUCAAAGAAUUGAUGAACCGUCUUUUGUCAUGCAGUUGCCUAUGACGAGAGGACUAAAUGCUUUUUUAUUCCUAUAAAUAGCAGAGCACAAGUCUCAAUACUUGGCUCAUCUCAAAGUGUGAAACAUAUAAAACCGCUACACAUAUUAUAUUAGUCAUAUGAUGAUGGGAUCAUUGAUACUUCGCUUCAGUUUCACUGGUUUUCUCUUUCUGACCUUAUUAUGUUUCUCUUUCUCGCAGCCAGUUUGCCAUGAUGAUGAAAGGUCUUCGUUGUUGCAGUUCAAGGAAAGUUUUAUUAUUAACAUGUCUGCUUCUUAUUUUUCUUCUCUUUCUUAUUCGAAGGUUGCCUUCUGGACAAACAAAGAAGACACAAGAAAUUGUUGCAUGUGGCAUGGGGUUGAGUGUGAUGAGAUCACAGGCCAUGUCAUCGGCCUUGAUCUCAGCAGCAGCUACCUCUACGGCUCUAUUGACUCAACUAGUAGCCUCUUCAAUCUGACUCAUCUUCAGAGUCUUGAUCUUGCAGACAACCACUUCAACUAUUCUCAAAUACCCAGAGCUAUCAAGCGGCUUUCUAUGCUCACUAAUCUCAACCUAUCAUACUCUGUCUUCUCUGGUCAAAUUCCGUCAGAAGUUUCAGAACUAUCUAAAUUAUCCAAUCUUGAUUUGUCGUAUAACAUUGGUCAAGUUCCUGGAGAAAAUGUAUUGGAACUCAAAAAGCCCAACAAUUUGGAGACCCUUGUUUCAAACUUGACAAGCCUUGAGAAACUUCAUCUCAGUUAUGUUGACAUAUCAUCGGCAGUGCCUAAAUCAUUGGACAAUUUGUCUUCCUUGAAAUCACUGCUCUUGGAGGAUUGCAAAUUGACAGGUGAAUUCCCAAUCAAUAUUUUUCAACUUCCAAAUUUACAAAGUCUAAAUGUGAUGUUCAACAAAGAUCUCACUGUAAGAUUUCCUGUGGUACUUGACCAAAAGAGCUCUCUCAAGUCAUUGCUAUUAAGAGGCACUGGCUUCUCUGGGGAUCUACCGUCAUCGAUUGAAAAACUUGCUUCUUUGACUGAGUUGGAUGGAGGAAGUUGCAACUUUUCAGGAGUGAUUCCAACCUCCAUAGGUAAGCUGAAACAACUCACUUCUCUCGACCUUUCUAAUAAUUACUUUGUGGGACAAAUCCCUUCUUCCAUUGGAAACCUAACUCAGCUCAGCCGUUUAACUCUGUCCUCAAAUCAAUUUAGUGGUCCAAUUCCUUUGUCAUUCUCAAAACUCAUAAAUUUAGAAACCCUUUGGUUGGAUGAUAAUAAUUUAAGCGGAACUAUGAAUUUUGACAUGUUUAAUGGCCUAAAAAACCUCACUGGCCUUUUUCUAUCCCGAAAUAAUUUUUCACUACUUGUUAGUCCUCAUGAGAUAAAUGAAACAUUUCCACAAUUCACAUCUCUACAAUUGUCCAAAUGCAAUUUAAGAAAUUUUCCUGAAUUUCUUAGGCAUCAAAAACAAAUUGAGUCUUUGGAUCUUGGAGAUAACCAUAUUGCUAGUCGAAUACCAGAUUGGAUGUGGAACAUGAGCAUGGAAAGCUUGGACUCCAUAUCCCUUUCUAAUAACUCCUUGAUAGGAGAACUUUCACCUACAAUAUGUAGUCGUAGUUUUCUAAAAGUCCUUGACUUGUCCCAUAACAGGUUAGGUGGUAAGCUUCCGCAAUGUUUCGGUAACUUUAGUAAGUCAUUGUCAAUACUAAAGCUUAGAAACAACUCUUUUUCAGGCAACAUUCCCCAAUUUACAAAUGGAAACCAACUGACAAUUAUUGAUUUUGGUUAUAAUCUUUUUGAAGGGAAACUAUCAAAAUCACUUACGAAUUGUAAGAUGCUUGGUUACCUCAACGUUGAAAGAAAUAAUCUCAACGAUGUUUUCCCUUAUUGGUUGGGGAUUCUUCGAGAGCUGAGAAUUCUUAUAUUGCAAGGUAAUGAAUUCCAUGGAGUUAUAAGGGAGCCCAAAACAAACCAUCGUCAAUUUGCAAAGUUACGUAUAAUUGAUAUAUCAUUCAACUCCUUCAAUGGAAGACUGCCAAUUGAAUACAUACAGAGUUGGAAGGCCAUGGAAAGUACAAGCGCUGAAGACUUUGAAUAUAUGAUGUCAAUACCUUUUGAACUCAAAGAAAAUAGUAGUGGUCUUACUCUUCGUAUGAAUUACUUUUUCCAAAUUACAACAGCAAUCAAAGGCAGGCAUAGACACUAUCAGUAUAUCCAAAAUAUUAUUGCAGUUAUAAAUCUCUCCAACAAUAAAUUUGUUGGAGAAAUUCCUGAAGCCAUUGGAAACUUGAAGGAGCUCUAUUCUCUUGACCUAUCCAACAACCAUCUCAAAGGUGGAAUUCCAUCAUCACUGAGUAAUCUAAGAGCUCUUGAAUCCUUAGACAUUUCUCAAAAUGCUCUUUCAGGGAAGAUCCCUAUUGAGUUAGACCAACUUUCUUUCCUUCAAUACUUCAAUGUUUCACACAACCAACUCUCAGGAUCUAUACCACAAUAUCAUCUUAGUACCUUUGAGGCCAGUUCCUACGAGGGAAAUGUGGGAUUAUAUGGUAUGCCACUACAAAACUUUUGUGGACACUCCAGUUCACCAGAAUACUCAUUUCCAUCAUCAGAAGAAGAGUCAAGCUAUAUUUUUCAAUUUGGCUGGAAAGUUGUUGCGAUAGGAUAUGGAUGUGGAUUCUUAAUUGGAUCGUUUGUUGGGAAAAUUGUGAUUGCAAGAAAACCUAAUUGGUUAGUGAUGACCUUUGGGAUAAGGAGCUGA